Pediculus humanus corporis (human body louse) is the source of this 252-nucleotide messenger RNA. RefSeq lists its product as uncharacterized. The transcript has 2 exons. Lineage: Eukaryota; Metazoa; Arthropoda; Insecta; Psocodea; Pediculidae. Bases 1 to 252 code for a protein of 83 amino acids. The record is from RefSeq and is a predicted model, not a curated record.
AUGCCUUGUUCUUAUGGUGAUUUAACAUCGUGCAGUCAAAUGUCACAAGCUGCCUACAGGUACACGGCAGCCGCGGCUACGAUAGCAAGAAAUUAUAAUCCCGGUACCGGCGGCAUGGUCGGCCAUCAUCCUGCCGGCGGUGGACAAUGUGCCGUUAUGGGUGGACGUCAAGACGUUCAUCACAGACCUCCUAUGUUUCCUAGCUCAAUGAAUUUACAAGUUUUUUUUGUUACCGUCGCUUUUCCAUCAUAA